Chaetomium strumarium is the source of this 1455-nucleotide messenger RNA. Its product is annotated as major facilitator superfamily domain-containing protein. The coding region runs from base 1 to 1383 and encodes 460 amino acids. Gene Ontology annotation, molecular function: transmembrane transporter activity. Gene Ontology annotation, cellular component: plasma membrane. The record is from RefSeq and is a predicted model, not a curated record. The transcript is spliced from 4 exons. Gene Ontology annotation, biological process: transmembrane transport. NCBI's taxonomy places the organism in Eukaryota, Fungi, Ascomycota, Sordariomycetes, Sordariales, Chaetomiaceae.
AUGGCAAAGGAGGAGUUGGAGGCGACGAACUCGCAAAAUGUCGAGACUCGGGGCCUGACCGAGGCGCAUCGGGAGUAUCUCCUGCACCGGCACGGCACGCUAGACCUCGAGCCAGUGCCGGACAUGAGCGACGGCGACCCGUACAACUGGCCAAAAAGCAAGAAGCUGCUCAACCUGGCCAUGAUCGCCUUCCACGCCAUGAUGGCCACCUUCACCGCGGCGGCCGUGCAGUCCGUGUUCGCCGAGAUGGCGGCCGACCUGGGCGUGUCGAUCCACCGGGCUUCGUACAUGCUGUCGCUGCAGAUCGCCAUCCUCGGCAGCCCGCCGCUGUUCUGGCGCCCGCUGUCGCAGCGCUUCGGCCGCCGGCCCGUCUUCUUGUUGUCGCUCGUCUGCAGCCUGGUCGGCAACGUCGGAUGUGCCGUGAGUCCGUCGUACGCCACCAUGGCGCUCUGCCGCGCCAUCACGGCCUUCUUCAUCUCGCCCGCCUCGGCAAUUGGGAGCGAUGUCGUGACCGAGACCUUCUUUAAGAAGGAGCGGGCUCGCUGCAUGGGCAUCUGGACCAUUAUGGUCACCCUGGGCGUGCCCAUGGCUCCCUUUAUCUUUGGGUUUGUGGCGGUCCGGGUAGGGUACCGGUGGAUCUACUGGAUUCUAGCCAUCACCAACGGUGUGCAAUUCAUCCUCUACUUCCUCCUCGGCCGCAAAACCCUGUACCUGCGCGGCCCGACACCCUCCAUGUCGCCACCGCCCUCCUCAUCCGAACCCAGCCGCAGCCUGCUCUCCUUCCGCCGUCUGGACCCGACCCCAUUCCGGGCCUGGGACUUCGUCAAACCGCUGACCUUCUUCCGCCGGCGGUGCGUGGUGAUACCCACGGCCGCAUACGCCAUGAACAUCGCCAUCAUCGUCGGCUCCCUGGUCGGCGAGCAAAUCGGUGGGUUUCUGAGCGAUUGGUGGAUGUGGCGCCGCUACGAAAAGCACCUCCUCCAACAGGGAACCAACGCUACUACUACUACUUCUAGUAGUACUAGUAGUAGCCAUAGAAACAGCGAGACAACAGCCCAGGACCAGGACGAGGACCAGGGGAUGAAUAUGAAUCCAAAAGCACCGCAGCCCGAGUUCCGCCUCUGGCUCGCCUACCCAGGCUUCCUACUGACCAUCUCCGGGGUGGUCGCGUAUCUGGUCCAGAUCGGCGCCGCGGGCCACACCUGGAACAUCACGCCCGACAUCAGUAUGGGCCUCGCCGCGGGCGGCAACCAGAUCGUCACCACCGUCAUGACCACCUAUGCCGUCGACUGCUACCGCGAUGACGCCGCUUCCGUCGGCGUGUUUAUCAACUUUGUGCGCCAGAUCUGGGGUUUAUCGGGCCCUUCUGGUUCCCCGAGAUGAUUAACAGGGUUGGGUUCGGGGCUACGGCCGGUAUUGCGGCCGCUAUGCUCGUUGCUGUGUCCAUGGUGCCGA